Messenger RNA from Alternaria burnsii, 3444 nucleotides. RefSeq lists its product as uncharacterized. Bases 1 to 3444 code for a protein of 1147 amino acids. The transcript has 5 exons. The record is from RefSeq and is a predicted model, not a curated record. Lineage: Eukaryota; Fungi; Ascomycota; Dothideomycetes; Pleosporales; Pleosporaceae.
AUGUCGUCACCAAUAGUUAAACAGCAUCACGAAAACCCACAUCCAGAAGCUCUUUGCAUCUCUACCACGCGAAAACGAUAUCGAGACCCAUUAGUGGUGUUUGUUGUCGUAUUGACCGUGCUUCUGGGCUUACGCUGCAUCUACAACCCCUUCGCAGCCACAAGCUUAGCGUCAGUCCAUAACAACGACCUCGAUAUCCAGACCGUUGAUACCUACGAUGAAAACCAGCUCCAAGAGGUCGCUACCUUGAUGGAAGAGAUCUACACCGUCCUGGCCAAAAUAUCCUUCAUCCCGCAUGACUCCAUCGAGCGUGGUCCUCAUCAGAUCAACACUACAGCCAGUCCGUGCAAGCUCGACGCAGCCGACUUCCGCUUGAUGGAAAUCCUCCCAUACGUCAACACUAGCCUAUCUGGGCACGACUUUUGGCUUUGGGGCGGUACAUUCAUCGACUUUCGGAAGGAUCGUGAUUUGAACAUCGCUUGUGACGCGGGUUGGGUAGAGGACGAUUUCGCAUAUGUCAUGAGACCGGGAAUAGUCCAUUUGACCGAAGGCGGCUGGGAGGACCGGGAUCACUACAGGACCUGGAAACUACAAUACGACACUAGAAAGCAUAUGAUAAGAGUCUACGAGGGUGAGGAAUGGGAGCCCUAUAGUCAUCACUAUAGCGAUUUCUCGCCAAACUUACCAUACAUUAGUUACGGGCGAGAACAUAAUUUAAAUGACAUGCCCAUCUUUGUAGACGAUAACACAACAAGGCAACUGUCGGUGGAUAGGCACAGCCGUCACUGGAGAGAGUGGACCGAUGCACCAACGUUCUUAAAGAGGAUCAGAGACGCAUAUCUGAGCAGAGCAUGGUCACCGUGGGAGACAUCGGAGUGGAUGGACUCCCGACAUCAACAGAACGUUCUGCCCAGCAACAUCACAUCAGCUCUAUUACUGAAAAACGGCUGGCCUGAUCAAUUCGACGUUGAUCAGUUCAGAUCCGACUUCAUUCGGGCGCAGCACAAACCAUCAGGACGAGGCUGGGCAGAAGGUGCUUUCCGGGAAAUCAAGGACCAUAAGGACAAUCCGGAUGAUCCAUUCAAUAUUUAUCAUGGAAAAAGAAAACUACGAAAAUAUGAACAUGAACUCAGAGAUCUCGAAACCGGAAAUUUAACCGACGGUCCCUCGCUGUGGACAAAUAUGCUCUGCGGAGGGAGUUUAAGGCGCGAGGUCGACCGACAAGAAAGCGACUUCGAAGACGCGAAACAGCUCAUCCGGCGGCUAUGUUCAAACGAUGUAUGUGUUAAAGAAGAAGACCUGAUCCUAUGGGAGUUCCGGAAACUGGAGAAUACAUACGCAAAAGCACGACUAGAGCCCAACGCCACGAUAAUGUGUGAGCAGCGUGAAUUGCAUCCAGAUCUGCUCUCGAGGUGCAUCUCCCAGCUCAACCUCGAACGAUACUGGCUGCAGUUGGCAUAUCAACAAUCUCGUGCCGACGCCUACGCCUACUGCGCCCAAAACAGUAAACACCUCCUCCCUCCUGCAUCAUUCGAGGGCCUCGCAAGCCACUGGAUCGCGAAGUAUGAAAGUUAUAUCGCCGCAUACAACCACGUGCCAGCAGAAUUAGAUGCAUGGCAAGAGAGGACCGGAGCACCUGACUCUACCGUUGAGUUUCUUCGUAAGGAAUACGACUCGGCCAAAGACUGGGAUACAAGACUCAACGAGGGGAGGAUUGAGGAGAUAGUAAGGAGUUUAGCUGGUAGCGAUGGUGAUGAAGCCCGUUUAAAACUCUGGAAUAAUCUGGAGUAUACAGACGAGCCACGUUCCAUGGAUUAUCUGGAUGACAGCGAUAAAACACACUACGCAAAAGGUUAUGUAACCUUGUUUCACUUCACUCCGCUCCCUCCUUCCUCAAUGUCUUGGCAAGCCAGAUGCAUCAAUGAAAAAGCUUAUGGGAACACGGCGACCAAGCACCGUGAGACGCGCCCCUCCUCGCGACGUCCGAUGACUCGCAUCCAAGCGAUACCCAGCAAUGCGUCCACUGCUGCUGGGCCGGAUAUCUGUGCUCACGCUGGGACCCGUGGUUCUGCCGGUCAUGGGUUUGCUGACAUCAUGGGUAGCAAAGCAGUCUUCGUCACGGAACAGCACUUGACAGACCAGAAAACCGAGAUGCCGGUCAAUACUACAGCCACAGUCGGCCGCUUGACCAUCGUGCACAAAGACGCAAAACCGCUCGUUCCAGGUCGCAAGACAUUCUUCGAUCUCUCUGGCGAACUGCGAAACGAGAUCUACGGCCUCGCCCUCAACAAGGAAUACCAGCGUGUGCCUCUGAACCGGUACCACCUCAACAAGCCUGACCCUUUCGUCACUCUUCUACAAACAUGCUCGCAAGUCUACCAGGAGGCGCGGAGCUACAUCGUCGAGAAGCAAGUCGCGUAUGUUCCCGUUAUGGCUGGGAUGCAGUUUGACUACGGAGGCGUCCUGAAGGAAGACUACGGCUUAAGCAAAGAGACCACAGACACCAUCGCAGCGUCAGUGAUGGAUUUCAUGAACGUCCACUUUCAUCUGCAUAUCGAUCUAUCGGCACAGAUGGAUUUACAGGUAUGUAAACUGCAACAUGGUCCUGGAGCGCGCCGAUACCGCGUUAAGGGUCUCCAUGACUCGAAUGGAGAGGAGUACAACCCUUCUACCUUGCUCGACACCCUUCACCAAGCCAUCAAGCAAUACAUGCCGCAGUCACGGGACCUAUACAUUAAACAUGGGCUAGGAAAGCGACAUGCAACAGUGCACUUGGACCAUCUAUUCUCGUUGUGGCCGAAGAUCUGUGUCGAACAUCCUUGCGUACCUAUCGCUGCUAUGCGCGAUCUCGUUGACCUGCUCGCCAAAGACACCAUGACAAACUGGCAGAUUCGUUAUUAUGUCCCGACCGGCCAAGCUGGUACAGAAACUAGCUAUGGAACCACAUCAGACGAAGAAGGUAUGGCUAGUUUGAUCCGCGAUACUGAACUCGCGCAGCUACGAGGCUAUGCGGACACGCGCGGACGCGGCAACAUAACCAUCGUAGCGGAGAUGUAUGGAGACCACACGGAGUGGGAAUUUGGCGAUGAGUCACACAGUGUAACCAGGCACCGGAGUCCAGUUACCGAAUUCUGGCCGAAUCUGCAUUUUGAUCCCUGGGAGUACGAGUUUUCGCUGGGUAAUCACUACCAAAAGCGUCAUCGUGCACAGAUGCCGUACCAACACUUUAAUGACGAAGCCUUGGAAGCCACCUUCAAGGAUCGUGCGCGACGACUACAGUGGUUGAGUGAGUUGCAGAUGAGGGAUGAGGAGGCUGAGAGGGAGCGUGAACAAAAGAAGAAAGAGGAAGAGGAAGCCCAGGCUGAGAUGAAGUGUCUUGAGUCUCGCUUGGGCGGCCUCUCGACUCUUGGAGAGUCUGAAGACUUGGAUGAGCGGGAGGCGUAA